GAAUAAAUUAGGAAAGAUUAUGAUAGCUCUGUAAUGGAAGAAUCUCUGGACUUCCUCUCCAUUCAAGAUGAUGGGACAGAAGACAACAUCUUCCAGCAGCAGGGACUGGAGAGUGUUGUAUACCAGAAUGAUUCACACAGUUCCUCUUUCCUCAGGGAAAUGAACUCAUUGUAUAAAGAACAGAUGUUGACAGACAUCACAUUAAAAGUUGAAGGCCAGGCAAUACUUUGUCAUAGGAAUGUCCUGGCUGCUACAAGUGUGUAUUUUAAAGCAAUGUUUACGAUGGGACUCGAUGAAACCAUGAAGGACGUAGUUGAACUCAAUGAGGUGGAGUAUGAGACUGUCCGAGAUCUAGUUGAGUACGCUUACACCGGGCAUCUGAAAAUUACACAGGAUGCAGUCCAGAGCCUUUUGUCUACCUCAUCGUUAUUUCAGAUUUUGCCAGUGGUAAAAGCAUGUGCAAAAUUCUUGGAAUCUCAGCUUGAUGAUUCAAACUGCAUUGGAAUUUAUCAUUUUGCUCAAACUCAUGACUGUAAAGGAUUGGCAAUCAAAGCCAAAGAGCACUUGGAGAAAACAUUCUCUGAGGUCUGCAAGUCAGAAGAGUUUCUUAAUCUGCCCUUAGACAAGGUUAAGAGCAUUAUUCAGAGCAAUGACUUAAAUGUGGAUUCUGAGGAAGUUAUCUUUAAUGCAAUAAUUAGUUGGGUAACAGCAGAUCCAGAGAGACAUACGGACAUUGCUGAAUUAUUUCCCCUUGUGAGAUUGUCAUUACUAUCCUCAGAUUUUCUCUGUGAUCAAGUUUACCAAAAUGCCUUUAUAAACAGCUGUCCUGAAUGCCAAAGCAUUGUGGAAAGUUGGAGAAUAUUUGAGAAGUACCCUAACCGUUAUUUAGGACGAUACAAUUUUGACAUGACAAUGCGUGCAGGAAUGAUUCGUCCUGACCACUGUCUUGUCUUGAUAGGAGGAUCAGAUCCCAAACUCACAAGGCCAAAAACAAACUGUUACAAUCCUCUCACAAAAGAGACAUUCCUUAUGCAAGAUUUCCCAGUAGAUCGCCAAGACAAGGAAUAUGAAGUUGAAAAUGUUGGUUGCAUUGUGAGUAAAGAGAAUGCCAUCUAUAUUGGUGGGGGGAACUACAUCUACCACGACCUGGACUUUGAAUUUAUAGACUCUGAUGACUCAUGUGAUGAUCUAGAAGAGAGAAUUGUUAGCAAGGAUUUUUUCUGUUUUGAUAAUGAUCACAACAGGUGGAUUAAACUUUCACCAAUGCUGUUUCCAAAAUCCAACUUUACCCUUGCUGAACUAUCUGGAAAAAUCUACUGCUUUGGUGGAGUGACCGAGAACCAACAUCCCACUGAAAUUAUAGAGGUGUAUGACAUACAGCACAACAAAUGGAGCUACCAGGGCAUGCUGCCAACCACAGUGGUGGAUCUAGCUUCUGUUACUUACAAUGAGUACAUCUUCCUCCUAGGGGGAAGAACAGGAGUAGGUGCCCAUAACUUAGUGGUCAUGUACCACCCAGAGAAAGGGCACUGGAUCACAAGGGCUGGAAUACCCACACCACGAUUUAAUUUUGGGGCCUGUGUUGUGGAUGAAGAAAUUUAUGUAGCAGGUGGUCAAAUUUACUCACAUGUGACACAUUCCAUUAGUAGGGAAGCACUGAAAUCAGUAGAAAUACUGAAUGUUUCUCAGAACCAGUGGAGAUCUGGACCAGACUUACCUGCUGGCAUGUUUAAUGUUGGAUUAGAAUUGAUUAGUGGUGCUUUAUAUGCUUGUGGUACAGCAGAGUAUGUACUAUCAGAUUCUACACAGUUUUAUCGCCAGAAUAUUGUUUGUCGUUUGGAUUUUGGUACACUCAAAUGGCAACAAAUUGAUGUGCUAGGGUACUCUAGGAAUUUCAAGUGUAUAGCAGCUAAGCUGCACACAAGAAAACUCAAGCAAGUUUUUCCAACCAAUGACAAAGAUGAUUCAGAAGAAAGUUGAUGUACUCCAAAAGACGAAUUAAAAAAAAUCUCAAAGAUGCAUAAUAUUUUUAGGUCAAACACCCCUCUGACUGUCUUUAUACAAUGUACAUGUAUUUUACUAAGCAUUAAACAAAAUUGAACACUUUAUUAUACCUUUUCAAACUU
This is a messenger RNA of Saccostrea echinata, 2126 nucleotides long. RefSeq names its product kelch-like protein 12. Bases 34 to 1980 code for a protein of 648 amino acids. The transcript is spliced from 2 exons. Lineage: Eukaryota; Metazoa; Mollusca; Bivalvia; Ostreida; Ostreidae. Gene Ontology annotation, molecular function: protein binding. The record is from RefSeq and is a predicted model, not a curated record.